AUGGAUAUGGAUGACUUUAAGCGAUUUAAUGAAGAGUUAUCGGAUUUGUUAUUAUUGUCUUUGAGUGAUUAUAAUUCUAACAUUGAGGAUCAAGUGUAUUUUGAGGGUAUUCGUGAGAAGUACUUAGAGUGCUGUGCUGAUGUUAAAACUAGAAUAGGUGAUUUAACACAAGAGAGAUUGGAGAUGCUUUCGCAGAAAACUUUGAACAGUGUUAAAAGUCAAAUGUCGAGAUUAUCAAGGGCUUCAUCUGUGUCGUCUAAACAAGCCGCUGCGAAUGCUGCAGCAUUAAAGGAGAAAAUGCUCAGUCUUAAAAGGAAACAAAAUAUCGAAAGACAGCAAGAAGAGCUUAAACAUCAUCAAAGAGAACUAGAAUGGCAAGUGGAACAAGAACAAUUACAAGGUGAGAUCAAUGCUGCAGAAGUUUUACAUCAAGCACUUUUGGGAGAUACCAUGUUGCAAAGUAGUAAUACCCAACCUACAUCUAACACUUUGCAUGAAAAUACCACUGAAAUGAGUCAAUUGCCAACUAUUGCCAAGGAUAUGAACACUGGGACAUCCAGUGACAUGACAAAUGCCCUAAAUCCCACUGCACCCCUAAAUCCCACUACACCCCCAAGUCCCACUACACCCUCAAAUCCCACUACACCCCUAAAUCCCACUACACCCCCAAAUCCCACUACACCUUCAACUCCUACUACACCCUUGAAUCCUACUACACCCUUAGAUCCAACUAAACCUGCAUUUACACCUGUUAAUGCCCAUACCCAACCUGUUAACCAUUUACAACCAACUACUACUACAAGUCCCCUAGAGCAAAUACAAAGAGAGGCAUUUGAAAUUCAAAGACAACAAGUAGAAUUAAUGAAAAGGAUGUCGCUUCCGACUCCGAAACCGCUUGUAUUUAGUGGUAACAUUUUGGCCUACCCAAAGUGGACGUUAGCUUUCGAUGCCUUGAUUGACGGUGAAGCUCUAAACCCAGCACAUAAGUUAUACUACCUUGGGGAAUAUACUAGUGGACAAGCCCAGAAAAUGAUUGAUGGAUUGUUGGGGCUGCAAUCUGAUGAUGCGUAUAAGAGAGCUAGGCAGAUAUUGCAAGAACGCUUUGGUGAUCCAUACAAGAUUUAUCAGGCAUACAAUGAAAGGCUUAAGUCAUGGCCAGUAUGCAGCAAAGCUUCCGAGCUUCAGGAAUUGAGCGACUUUCUGGUAACAGUGCAAGAAACUAUGAAAACAGUGAAGCACCUCAAGGACUUUGACACCUUUUCUGCUAUUCAAGACCUGGUAGUAAGACUUCCACCUUAUUACAGCAAGAAGUGGUUACAAAGUGCGAAAGCGGUUGAGCUUGUUAAAGGAAAGUAUGAUUUUAACGACCUAGUUGACUUUGUGCAAAAGGCAGCAAAGGAUCCAACUCAUCCAGUGUUCUCGCAUGAAGUUCUGUUAUCUAAGAGAAAGGAGUUGUUGAAAGACAAGAAGCAAGAAGACAAGAAUAGUUAUCACAAGAGAAAGUUUGGCUCAUUUAACACAAGUAAGUACAAUGAAAGCUCUGGUCAUAGUGAUAAGAACAUAAAUGAACUCAUGUGCCCUGCAUGUAGAAAGCCUCACAAAUUGGAGAACUGUGACAUAUUCCUAAAGAAGUCUGUAAAGGAACUAUCAGAAUUAGCUAAGUCGAAAGGGCUUUGCUUCCUGUGUUUAUGUCAUGGUCAUAUGGCCAGGAGUUGCAAAGAAUCCAUUAGAUGCCAGACUUGUAAGAAACCCCAUGCCACACUUCUCCAUUUUGAAUCCAAGGAGUCUAAGAACGGGAAUAAGAAAGAGAACGAAGAAUCUAGCAAAGAAAAGCCUAAAGUAGCUAAUCGUGUCGUAGUGUGUCAUAGCAAUGAUUGCAAUGAAGUAACAACAUCGUCUUUAAUACUUCCGGUAUGGAUAUGUCACAAGGACAAUCCUGAGAAGAAAAUAAUGACAUAUGCUGUUUUAGAUGAUCAAAGUGACACAUGCUUUGUAACGGACAGUGUUUGUGAUCAGUUAGAAAUUGAAGGACCUGAGACUGUGAUUGAGUUAGGAACAAUGCACGCUGUAGAAGAUAUCAGAACCCAGAAAAUUAGCGGUCUUAUUGUUUCAUCGGAAGAUAAGUCAGUAGAUGUACCUUUACCAAAAGCUUAUUCCCGUGAAAAUAUUCCAGCACGUCGAGAUCAGAUCCCUAGAGUAGAAAUGGCGAUCAAUUGGAGUCAUUUGAGUCCAAUUACCAAUGAAAUACCAGAAUAUCGUGAUGAUCUCGGUAUUGGUCUCCUAAUUGGUAACAAUUGUGUCGAAGCUAUCAAACCACGUGACGUUAUUCCCGGAAAACCUCAAGACCCGUAUGCUAUUAGAACUGUAUUCGGUUGGGGUUUGAUUGGAGUAACAAACCCUGUUGAUCACCGCGAAUGCCAAUCAGACGGAACUAGAAUACAUUGCCAUCGAGUUACAACCAAAGAUAUCACAACCCAGAGUACCGGUUCAACCUUUGUAGAGCAAACCCAAGUAAAGGAAGUAUUGAAGCCUCACGAAGUGUUAAAGAUGUUUGAACAGGACUUUUCGGAAAAGAAGAGAGAGAAACCAAUGUCGUUAGAAGAUCGAAUGUUUUUGGAUAUAACGAAAAGAGAGAUUCACGUUACUGACGAUGGACAUUAUGAGUUGCCACUUCCGUUUCGAAACGACAAAGUUGAAUUACCGUCGAACAGAAAGCUUGCUGAAUCAAGGUUAGAUGGCCUUAAAGCAAAGUUCGCCAAGGAUGUCAAAUACAAAAGAGAUUAUAUGCAAUUUAUGGAUGAUAUGAUGAAGAAAGGCUACGCUGAGAAUGCUUCACAGACUGAUGGAAAACCGUGGUAUAUACCUCAUCAUGGAGUGUACCAUACACACAAACCCAAUAAGAUCAGGGUCGUAUUUGACUGCUCAGCCGAAUAUGAAGGUCAAUCAUUAAAUCAACAUCUUUUACAAGGACCUGACCUAACGAACUCGCUCACUGGUGUACUUUGUCGAUUCCGCGAAGAAAGAAUAGCGUUUACGUGUGACAUCGAAUCCAUGUUCUGUCAGGUACGUGUGAAUGAAGAGCAUCGCGAUUACUUAAGGUUCUUGUGGUGGCCUGACGGAGAUACAUCGAAGGAGCCCGAAGACUACAGAAUGCGAGUCCACCUAUUUGGAGCAACGUCAUCACCCGGAUGUUCCAAUCUAGCGUUGAAAACCACGGCCAAAGCUGGUGAAGAAGAGUUUGGGACAGCUGAUGAGGCAUCCCGAGGUUUAAAGGCCUGUGAUAUUGUGAGCGAUUCGAGGUGGAUAAACGGUCCGUCAUUUCUAUACGAAGCUCACCAAGAUUGGAAUCAUUUUAACCAACCGGAUGACAAAGCAAAGCUGGAAACAGAUGAUGUCGAAGUAAAGAAAGUCACAACCUUUGCAACAUCUGUGAAAAAAUUCGCGGACGUGGUAGAGAGAUUAGAAUACUUUUCGAGUUGGCACCGAGCCAAGAAGGCCAUCGCUAUUUGUCUUCGUUAUCGCAGAUUGUUACGUCAAAGGGUACGUAAGAAAAGGGAGGGAAAGGAUGUCGAGAACAUUGAGAAAGCAGCAACUGUUAUGAAACCUGACCAAGCUGUUACUGUGGAAGAAAUGAAUGCUGCUGAACGGGAAAUAAUCAAGGCACUUCAGAAAGAAGAAAUGUAUCUACGUAAGCAUUGGCGAAGAGUUGAACAUCUAUGCAAUGAGUUUUGGUCGCGUUGGAGAAAAGAAUUUCUGCAUUCCCUGCAAGAACGCCAAAGAUGGCUCAAACCGAAACAGAAUCUCGAAGUCGGAGAUAUUGUUAUCGUUGCUGAAGAAGAAUCAUCCCGAAACUGUUGGCCAUUAGCUCGCGUAGUGAAUGCUGAGAAAGACGAAGAUGGCCUAGUUCGAAAAGUAAAGUUGAUGGUCGGCAAGCGGAGACUCACGAAGCAAGGAAGAAGAGAGAAGCCUCUCGUUAGCCUGGAACGUCCAGUCCACAAGUUGAUAUUGUUGAUCUAAGGAGAAAGACCGGGAAUCCCCGCCGAAGAGCCUGAUGACAAAUGA
Molecule: messenger RNA, 4062 nt
Organism: Paramuricea clavata
Lineage: Eukaryota; Metazoa; Cnidaria; Anthozoa; Malacalcyonacea; Plexauridae
Source: the annotation of a GenBank genome assembly